Molecule: messenger RNA, 876 nt
Organism: Aspergillus puulaauensis
Lineage: Eukaryota; Fungi; Ascomycota; Eurotiomycetes; Eurotiales; Aspergillaceae
Product: glycoside hydrolase family 75 protein
Exons: 2
Coding region: 1-876 (291 amino acids)
Molecular function (GO): chitosanase activity
Source: RefSeq, a predicted model, not a curated record
AUGAAUCGAGCAGCCAACAAGACGCUCAUCUUCGCCCUCACCCUCCUUCUCCUUCCCUUCCUGGUUGCAGCAGCUCCCAAGAAGGUACAGUCCUCCUCCUUCGCCGCAUCCAAGGCCAUCAACGUUCCGGCGCUACUCUCAGCUUCGGAAAAUGUAAAGACAGUCCCAGCACGCGCGUCGUAUCCACUGAGCAUCAAAGGCUCUAAGGAUACGUCGACAAUCCACAGCGAUUGGGCGUCGUUCCAAGACGGGGCAGCAUUCGUUUUCAAAGCCGACAUGGACGUCGACUGUGACGGCAUUGACUACAAAUGCUCUGGCAAUGCCGAUGGCCAGCCCGUUACCAACUGGGGCGCGCUGUCUGCCACCGAGGUUCCAUACAUUGUGAUACCUCAAGCAUUUCUCGAAGCCAAUCCGGAGGCCAUUCCCGGAAACAAUGUUGCAGCCGUCAUCUGCAACAACAGAAUGUUUUACGCCAUUCUGGGAGACACGAAUGGCAACAACCCGCAGGUAACGGGUGAAGCAUCCUUGCUCCUCGCUCGUUCCUGCUUCCCUGAGGAUAACCUCGGCGGCGACAGCGGCCACGAAGAAAUGGAUGUCACGUACAUCUUGUUCGCCGGCCCUGAGGCUGUCCUUCCUCCAAGCGCCCAUAAUGACAAGUAUAUCACCGACUUUGGCAAGCUUCGGUCCAUGGGCGAUCACCUUACGACCUCCCUCUCGGCAAACCUGGGUAUUUCCCCCUUCAGCCCAGGCUCGCCUUCUCCCGAGGGUGACACAGACAGUCCCGACGUCGACUCCGCUGCCUCGGCGCAUUUCCUUCCGACUGCGUCUGAGGUUAUAGCCUUGUUUGUGUCUUUUGUUGUUCUGGUUCUGACAUGA